Molecule: messenger RNA, 594 nt
Organism: Geosmithia morbida
Lineage: Eukaryota; Fungi; Ascomycota; Sordariomycetes; Hypocreales; Bionectriaceae
Product: protein of unknown function (DUF3425)
Exons: 1
Coding region: 1-594 (197 amino acids)
Source: RefSeq, a predicted model, not a curated record
AUGCACGACGUUGUAAACAUCGUGGAGCUUCUCGCCCGCCGCGCAUAUAUAGAGUACUGCAUGGGCAUGCGCAACAUAGGCAAUCUCCCCACGCUCACAAAGAUCAACGUCUUCCGGGGUCUCUUUCGCAACGCCGAAAUCCUAGGCAGCACAGCCGAGUGUAUCGCCUACGAUGCCAUGUCGUCCGCGACGGCCUACGCACCGACGCCGAGUGGCUCCAUAUCCCUGUCCUGUCCCGACAGUCUGAAGCCGACAGACCUGCAGCGCAGCACGAAGCAUAACCCGUGGAUCGACCUGUUUCCUCUGCCGCGCAUGCGCGAUAACUGCAUUUUUGCCUUUCACGGGCCGGACCCUCUGGACAAUGAUGACCUGCGUAGCGACGUUCUCGAGGUUGGGCUUGAUGCCCCCUCGGCAGCGGACAUGCAAUUGCUUGUUUGGGGGAACCCGUGGGAUCCUCGGAACUGGGAGGUCAGCGAGGCGUUUGUGAAGAAGUGGGGGAUGUUGCUGCGUGGGUGCGACGAGAUUCUCCAGUCGACGAAUUACUGGAGGCAGAUGAGGGGGGAGAAGAAACUAGCGAUAGAGUAUUCCGCAUGA